Panthera uncia (snow leopard) is the source of this 1625-nucleotide messenger RNA. It is a transcript of the gene GALE, whose product is annotated as UDP-galactose-4-epimerase. The record is from RefSeq and is a predicted model, not a curated record. Bases 286 to 1332 code for a protein of 348 amino acids. Lineage: Eukaryota; Metazoa; Chordata; Mammalia; Carnivora; Felidae. Gene Ontology annotation, biological process: beta-D-galactose catabolic process via UDP-galactose, Leloir pathway. The transcript has 11 exons. Gene Ontology annotation, cellular component: cytosol. Gene Ontology annotation, molecular function: UDP-glucose 4-epimerase activity.
GGGCUCGCGAGGGGCCGGGUGGCCUGCGGGGAGCGAGGGUUGGUUUCAGGGGUCCGGGCCGCGUUCCGGGCAGAGCCCCGCUAGGGCGGGCUCGCCCGUGCCUGUGCCGCUCCCAGCUCCCGCCGCCUUGGCCGGGGCGGCCCGACUUCAUUCAUUCCCGACCCGGGAGCUCCGAGCUCGGCCCCCUCGGAGCCACGGCCCACAUCCCAGCCCGACGCCCAUCGCCUCCUCCCCUCCAUUUUGCAGACUGGGAAAACCGAGGAGGCGACAUCCGACCGAGGUGCGAUGGCAGAGAAGGUGCUGGUGACAGGCGGCGCUGGCUACAUCGGCAGCCACACGGUGCUGGAACUGCUGGAGGCCGGCUAUUUGCCUGUAGUCAUUGACAAUUUCCAUAAUGCCAUCCGUGGAAGGGACUCCAUGCCUGAGAGCCUACAGCGGGUUCAGGAGCUGACAGGCCGCUCUGUGGAGUUUGAGGAGAUGGACAUCUUGGACCAGGCAGCCCUACAGCGUCUCUUCAAGAAGCAUCACUUUAUGGCAGUCAUCCACUUUGCGGGUCUCAAGGCCGUGGGAGAGUCCGUGCAGAAGCCUCUGGAUUAUUACAGAGUUAACCUGACAGGAACCAUUCAGCUUCUGGAGAUCAUGAGGGCCCACGGGGUGAAGAACCUGGUGUUCAGCAGCUCGGCUACCGUGUACGGGAAUCCCCAGUACCUGCCCCUGGAUGAGGCCCACCCCACAGGUGGCUGUACCAACCCCUAUGGCAAGUCCAAGUUCUUCAUCGAGGAAAUGAUCCGGGACCUGUGCCGGGCAGACAAGACCUGGAACGCAGUGCUGCUGCGGUAUUUCAACCCCAUAGGCGCCCAUGCCUCGGGCUGCAUCGGUGAAGAUCCCCAGGGCAUCCCCAACAACCUCAUGCCCUAUGUCUCCCAGGUGGCAAUUGGGCGACGGGAGGCACUGAAUGUCUUUGGCAAUGACUAUGACACAGAGGAUGGCACAGGUGUCCGGGAUUACAUCCAUGUCGUGGAUCUGGCCAAGGGCCACAUCGCGGCCUUGAGGAAGCUGAAGGAGCAGUGUGGCUGUCGGAUCUAUAACCUGGGCACGGGCACGGGCUAUUCGGUGCUACAGAUGGUCCAGGCCAUGGAAAAGGCUUCCGGGCAGAAGAUCCCAUACAAGGUGGUGGCACGGCGGGAAGGCGACGUGGCUGCCUGUUAUGCCAACCCCAGCCUGGCCCUCAAGGAGCUGGGCUGGACAGCGGCCUUAGGGCUGGACCGGAUGUGUGAAGAUCUGUGGCGCUGGCAGAAGCAGAAUCCUUCCGGCUUUGGGGCACAGGCCUGAGACCUUCUCCUGCCACGCACCAGUGAAGGAAAGAAACACCUGCUUGUUCUCCAGCCUCCAGUGGGAACCCAGGGCCUCAGCCUCCCCUACCUCAAACCCCAGACGGGCCUGCUCAGCCCACCAGGCGGGGGGCCAAGGGUUCCACUGACCAGGAGUUGGGGGUCUCUCUUUUCCACGAACCCAUCAGGACCACCAGAAGCAAAUGUGGGAACGAGGGCCCUGACACAGGAACUAAUUUAUACUGCUCUGAAAGAGAUUUCUAAAGUAUUUAAAAUAAAAGUUUUCUAACACUG